This is a messenger RNA of Polistes dominula (European paper wasp), 3473 nucleotides long. RefSeq names its product DDB1- and CUL4-associated factor 13. The record is from RefSeq and is a predicted model, not a curated record. Gene Ontology annotation, cellular component: small-subunit processome; nucleolus. Lineage: Eukaryota; Metazoa; Arthropoda; Insecta; Hymenoptera; Vespidae. Gene Ontology annotation, biological process: maturation of SSU-rRNA from tricistronic rRNA transcript (SSU-rRNA, 5.8S rRNA, LSU-rRNA). Gene Ontology annotation, molecular function: protein binding.
AGUGGUGUAGGGUCUCUAUGUAGGAAAUGUUUUCAACCGUUUAACUAAAUAUUUAAUUUGAUUUGUUACUGUUGGAAAUAUUUAAUCAUUCUAAUGUUAAUAAUUAUAAAUUAUUAAGAUAGUAAAUUGUGUUGUUAACAAUGAAAGUAAAGGUUUUAUCAAGAAAUCCGGAUGAAUAUUUACGAGAAACCAAACGUGAUAUUCACAAACUUCCUAGGAAUUAUGAUCCAUCGUUACAUCCUUUCGAAGUACCAAGAGAAUAUACUAGAGCUUUAAAUGCCGUUAAAUUGGAUAGAGUUUUUGCUAAACCUUUCAUAGGUUGUUUAGAAGGCCAUAAGGAUGGUGUAUCAGCUGUUUGCAAACAUCCUUUGCGUUUAUCAGUUCUUCUUAGUGGUGCCUAUGAUGGAGAGUUGAAAGUAUGGAAUUUAUCUGAUAGAACAGCAGAACGAUCUUUCAUAGCCCACGAUGGCAUACUUCGUGGUAUUACAUUCACCCCGAGUGGACAGCAUUUCAUGACAAUCGGUGAUGAUAAAACUAUAAAGACAUGGAAAGCUGAGAAACCAUUGUUCGGUGAAGAAGAAGAACCUGUUAAUACCAUUAUUAGCAAAUCCCAGUUAACUGGUAUAUCACAUCAUCGAAAAGAUCCAGUUUUUGUUACUUGUGGAGAUACAUGUCAACUUUGGGAAGAGACAAGGAAUGAACCAAUACGUACUUUCAAAUGGGGUGUUGAUAGUUUACACGAUGUCAAGUAUAAUCCAGUACAAAAAAAUUUGUUAGCUGCUUGUUCUAGUGAUCGUAGUAUUAUUUUAUACGAUGCCAGGGAAACCGGUCCAUUACGAAGAAUUGUUAUGAGAUUACAAACAAACAAACUUUCUUGGAAUCCUAUGGAAGCCAUUACUUUCACAUGUGCCAAUGAAGAUUAUAACUUGUAUACUUACGAUAUUCGUUCAUUAAAAAGUCCAGUUAAUGUACACAUGGAUCACGUAAGUGCAGUAAUAGACGUAGAUUACGCUCCUACUGGUAGAGAAUUUGUUUCUGGUAGUUACGACAAAUCAAUUCGUAUUUUCGAAGUUGAUAAGGGACAUUCGCGAGAAGUUUAUCAUACGAAACGAAUGCAAAGGCUCACGAAUGUGGCUUGGUCUCUUGAUAAUAAAUAUAUAAUUAGUGGUAGCGAUGAAAUGAAUCUUCGAGUAUGGAAAGCUAGGGCGUCAGAAAAAUUGGGUGUGCUCAAACCCAGGGAAAAAACGUCAUUGAAUUAUUCCAAUGCGUUAAUAGAGAAAUUUGCGGCUCAUCCACAAGUACGUCGUAUUGCUAGACACAGACAAGUACCGAAACAUAUUUAUAACGCUCAAGCUGAGAUACGAACUCUUCGUGAAAAGAGUAAACGAAAGGAAGCUAAUAGACGUGCUCAUUCAAAGAAAGGAGCAGUACCGUUUGUACCGGAAAGACAAAAGCAUAUUGUACGACAAGAUGAAUAAGAAAAUAUAUUUAAAUUGUCUUAUAAUUGUAAUCGAGGAUAGAGAAUUGUCUCUAAUUUUUAGGGGUAUGGUUUAAUAUAUAUUUUUUUAUAACUUCACAUUGUUUAUUGCAAUAAAUAAUUUUAUUGAAAUUAUACAACGCAUUGUUAUAAUGAUCCGUAAAUCAUUACAAAUCUUAAGCAUCGAUUAAUGUCUUGCUUAGUGUAGCUUACAGCGGUUUAAUGAUUUUUCUCGAUCGUUCGUGCGAUUCUUUCGCGAAUAUUUCAAUGUUAUUAAUCAAUUGGCGAUAAGUAGGUCAUAUAUAUUUAUGCAUAUAUAUUAUUUUCGUUCAUCGAAACUUGCUUUCUUGUUUGUAAAUAAAAAAGAAUUACGAAUAACAAAUAAAACGAAAAUAUUAUGUUUCAAUAUAUUUCGUUGAUUUUUACGUGUCAGGUCUCGUCGUGGAAUUUAUGAAUUAAAUGCUAAAUUAAACGAAUUAUUUCAAAUUAUAAAUUCGUUCGAACGAUUUGAUAAACUAAGUGUUAGGUAUUCGAAUGAGAUUAUUUCUUUUUAUUCAACUAUAGUUCCGAUGAUAACGUAUAUAACGAACGUUGUUUUAUUACAGACAAUUACUUCAUAUGCCAUACUAUAUUCGCCCUUACAAUUAUUACAAUUAUCGUUUCGGUACUCGUUGAUGAUCGAUACAAAUGGAAUUGAUUUCCUUUUUUUUCUGGCGUACAAAAGAUGGCACGCAAUUUUGCUUUUAUUUAUUUUUUAUUAAUCGUAAUCCUCUGCUUUCUUCUUUCUUGUAUUCUUUUUUUUAUCGGUCGAUAUCACACGUGCGCAAUUAUAUAUUUAUAAUAACACUAGCUACGCUCACAACUUCUGUACAAGACUAGGUUAGUCGAGCGAUUAAAGUAGCACUAUAAUUGUGUCCUUCGAUUCUAAAAAUGUUCCGUUUUUUAUUUAUUUAUUUUUUAUUUAAAUUACUUUGCUUUUCUUUUUUUUUUCUUUUCCCGAACUACUUUGCGACUACUCCCUUCUCGUGUAUCUUUUUUUUCUUCUUCUCUUUUUUUUCUCUCGUUGCUCUCACUUUGACUCUUUAAUUAAUUAAAUUAUAAGCUGCUUUGCGCGUAACGAUAAUUAUCAUCUAUAUACAUAUAAACACAUUUACAUUCAUUUGAUAACGUACUAUCGAGCCGCACGAACAUCAAUAUGGCAUUAAUACCGAGCCACUUUCCAGUCAAUAUCGAACUCACCGUUUAUUUAAUUUCUUAUUUCUUUUAUUCUUUUUCUCUUUCUUUUUAUUUUAUUUUUUUUUAUAAUAUAUAUAUUUAUAUUUAUAUAUUAAAGGGAACACUCGAGUAUGUUAUCAAGUUACACACAUCCAUACAUUACAAUUAACUUAUUACAAGUUAUUCCAGUAGUUCGACAAUCUUUCAUAUUCUCGUUUUCUCCUAAAGCGUACAUCGUCUAGCUUGACUUUGAUCGAUAUUCGUAAUGUACUUUUUGAUUAUAACGUUUGUUCGAUCGUCGUUGAGAGCCUGCUUCGAUGAAGAAAAAAAUAAACUCAGAAAUAUAUGUAUGAUAUUUAAUAAUCGAUUUCUACGUUAGAAUUAAAUGUUAAAUUUUCAACCAAAAUUGAAAGGAAAUUAAAUUAACGAGAAAAGCUUUGACCGGAAUCGUUAAUUUGUCAGACUUUAUCACUUUUAUUUAGUCGAGAAAAUUUCUCUUUGAAGUUUCAUCGAUCGAGGCAGACUUUACGACAAAAUUGCUUUCGAAGCGCACAACAGCAACCAACAACGUGUCGUUCUUUCUUUCUCUCUCUCUCUCUCUCUCUCUCUCUCCCUCUCUCUCUUUUUUAUUUUCCUCGCGUGCGCGCAUCGAUUGACUUUUGAUUUGCACACAAUUUUCUGUGCUAUUCGCUUAAAUUAUAUUUAUAGUCAUAUAGAUUAUUUGAUCACUAUCGACGAACUUGGAACGUUGAUAUUCAAUCGUAAAGAAAAAAAAAUGUUC